UGGCAUGCGUGGAAGGGGCCGAGCCUUCCGUCCAGAGGGUUAACGGGCUGUGGCAGCCAGAGGGAGCAGUAGUGGGAGAGGCCCCUUGGCAUUCUCCUGCAGACCCCGGAAGGUCUCUCAGGGAUCAAAAGGUGAGCCUGGCCCAGAAUGGGGGACUCCAGGGACCUUUGCCCUCACCUUGACUCGAUAGGGGAGGUGACCAAGGAGGACUUGCUGCUCAAAUCUAAGGGAACCUGUCAGUCAUGCGGUGUUGCUGGACCGAACCUGUGGGCCUGUCUCCAGGUCGCCUGCCCCUACGUUGGCUGUGGAGAGUCCUUCGCUGACCACAGCACCAUUCACGCACAGGUGAAAAAGCACAACCUGACGGUGAACCUGACCACGUUCCGGGUGUGGUGUUAUGCCUGUGAGAGGGAGGUGUUCCUGGAGCAGCGGCUGGCGGCCCACCCGCCAGGCCCCUCGCCCAAGUUCUCGGAGCAGGACGCCCCGCUGCCCUCCCACCCUCUGAAAGCCGUCCCGAUUGCUGUGGCCGAUGAGGGAGAGUCCGAGUCAGAGGACGAUGACCUGAAACCUCGAGGCCUCACGGGCAUGAAGAACCUGGGGAACUCCUGCUACAUGAAUGCUGCCCUGCAGGCCCUGUCCAAUUGCCCUCCGCUGACCCAGUUCUUCUUGGAGUGUGGAGGCCUGGUGCGCACGGACAAGAAGCCAGCCCUGUGCAAAAGUUACCAGAAGCUGGUCUCUGAGGUCUGGCACAGGAAACGCCCAAGCUACGUGGUUCCCACCAGCCUGUCCCACGGGAUCAAGUUGGUCAACCCGAUGUUCCGAGGCUAUGCCCAGCAGGACACCCAGGAGUUCCUGCGCUGCCUGAUGGACCAGCUGCACGAGGAGCUCAAGGAGCCAGUGGUGGCGGCAGCGGCGGCCCUGACAGAGGCUCGGGACUCAGACUCGAGCGACUCAGAUGAGAAGCGCGAGGGCGACCGGAGCCCAUCAGAGGACGAGUUCCUGUCCUGUGACUCAAGCAGUGACCGGGGUGAGGGCGAUGGGCAGGGGCGUGGCGGGGGCAGCUCGCAGGCCGAGACGGAGCUGCUGAUCCCAGACGAGGCGGGCCGCGCCAUCUCCGAGAAGGAGCGGAUGAAGGACCGCAAGUUCUCCUGGGGCCAGCAGCGCACAAACUCGGAGCAGGUGGACGAGGAUGCCGACGUGGACACUGCCAUGACUGCCCUUGACCACCAGCCCACGGACGCUCAGGCACCGUCACCGCGGUCUGCCAGCCCCUGCCGCACGCCAGAGCCAGACAACGAGGCCCACAUGCGCAGCGCCUCUCGCCCCUGCAGCCCCGUCCACCACCACGAGGGCCACGCCAAGCUGGCCAGCAGCCCUCCUCGUGCGAGCCCCGUGAGGAUGGGACCAUCAUACGUGCUCAAGAAAGCCCAGGUCUUGAGCGCCGGCAGCCGCAGGCGGAAGGAGCAACGCUACCGCAGCGUCAUCUCCGACAUCUUCGACGGCUCCAUCCUCAGCCUCGUGCAGUGCCUCACUUGUGACCGGGUGUCCACCACGGUGGAGACAUUCCAGGACCUGUCGCUGCCCAUUCCUGGCAAAGAGGACCUGGCCAAGCUCCACUCGGCCAUCUACCAGAACGUGCCGGCCAAGCCAGGAGCCUGCGGGGACAGCUACGCCGCCCAGGGCUGGCUUGCUUUCAUCAUGGAGUAUAUCCGAAGGUUCGUGGUAUCCUGUACCCCCAGCUGGUUUUGGGGGCCAGUUGUCACCCUGGAAGACUGCCUCGCUGCCUUCUUCGCUGCCGAUGAGCUGAAGGGUGACAACAUGUACAGCUGUGAACGGUGUAAAAAGCUGCGGAACGGGGUGAAGUACUGUAAGGUCCUGCGGUUGCCUGAGAUCCUGUGCAUCCACCUGAAGCGCUUCCGGCACGAGGUGAUGUACUCAUUCAAGAUCAGCAGCCACGUCUCCUUCCCGCUCGAGGGCCUCGACCUGCGCCCCUUCCUCGCCAAGGAGUGCACGUCCCAGAUCACCUCCUACGACCUCCUCUCGGUCAUCUGCCACCACGGCACGGCAGGCAGUGGUCACUACAUCGCCUACUGCCAAAACGUGAUCAACGGGCAGUGGUAUGAAUUCGAUGAUCAGUACGUCACCGAGGUCCAUGAGACGGUGGUGCAGAACGCCGAGGCCUACGUCCUCUUCUACAGGAAGAGCAGCGAGGAGGCUGUGCGGGAGCGGCAGCAGGUCGUGUCCCUGGCUGCCAUGCGGGAGCCCAGCCUGCUACGCUUCUAUGUGUCCCGAGAGUGGCUCAACAAGUUCAACACCUUCGCUGAGCCAGGGCCCAUCACCAACCACACCUUCCUCUGCUCCCACGGAGGUGAGGGCGCCCUCUCUGUGGCUGGAGUACAGGGUGGGUGGGCCGAGCCCCCAGCUCUCCCUCCCUCUGCCUUCCUCCGCAGGCAUCCCGCCCAACAAAUACCACUACAUCGACGACCUGGUGGUGAUCCUGCCACAGAACGUCUGGGAGCACCUCUACAACAGGUGGAGAUCGAGGCGCUGGCCAAGCGCAGGCGGAUUGAGAUCGACACCUUCAUUAAGCUGAACAAGGCGUUCCAGGCGGAGGAGUCACCCAGCGUCAUCUACUGCAUCAGCAUGCAGUGGUUCCGGGAGUGGGAGGCCUUCGUCAAGGGGAAGGACAAUGAGCCCCCUGGGCCCAUUGACAACAGCAGGAUCGCACAGGUCAAAGGAAGCGGCCACAUCCAGCUGAAGCAGGGAGCUGACUACGGGCAGAUCUCAGAGGAGACCUGGGGCUACCUGAGCAGCCUGUAUGGCGGCGGCCCCGAGCUUGCCAUCCGGCAGAGCGUGGCCCAGCUCCAGGACUCGGAGAGCUUGCACGGGGAGCAGAAAAUUGAAGCCGAGACCCGGGCCGUGUGACUUGGGGGGACAGUCUGCCUCCGCCCUCGCCCUCCUGCCUGUGGAGGGUGCGUUUGUACUCGGAAGAGAGGCCAGCCGCUUCGGAAAUGCAGAUGCGUACAGAGGCAGCAAAGUUGUUUUGGUUCACAGUGAGUAAUGCUGCAGCCAGGAAAUAUAUCCACUUCCGUCUUGUUGACACCACCACGGCUCCAUGAUGUUAACUUGGGUCUUUGUCCUGGAAGUGCCCACACGUCACUGUCGUCGUUGUUUCCCCCAAACCCGCCCUCUCACUCGAUUGGGCCCGGCUUUUGUCCCUGGAGCUCUCAGGGGCUGUGGCCUUGGGACGGAGGGGUGGAGAGUAGCUGCUGCUUGCCGGGCAUCCCCCAGGCGCCUGGUCCAGCCAGCACCAGGACUCGCAGGCAGACGGUCAGAGUGGCGGGCAGAGUGCCGAGCGCUCGGGCAGUGAGGAUGCUGCUGCUUGUCACUGGAGCCAGUUCCUACGAGGCCCCGCUUCACCCCUGCACCUCCUGUUUGUCACAGAAAGGCUCCUGAAUCCUGGCUGCUGUCAGUGUUUGUCCUACAGACUCCCGACUCCGGACUCCUUCGUGAUGGGGACCCGAAGGCGGGGGUGGAUUUCUGUCAGAAGGGGUUGUUCCUGGAGGCAGCCGGCCUCCUCUCCCCCUGUGCUGCUGAGCUGGCCCCAGGGAUUGGCUGUAACUCGCCUCUGCUAGGGAGCGGGAUGAUGAAACAGGAGUACCUCGCCUUGCUCUCAUUUGCUGUUAACGCAGCUUCCCUGGUGGCUGACGCCAGAGAAAAUGUACUUCCCCUUUCUCCCCAGCACCGAGCUGGGUAGAGCCCUGGCCCAGGGAGGGGUGGCAUUGGGGCAGCUCUCGCACGCACGGCCCGGAAUUGUGUCUUCUGGAUGCUGAGCGAGGCGGCUGCUGAGCGCAGGGACCACCAGGCACAGGAGUCUGAGUCUUGCCUCCACUGGCACUGAAGCCCUGGACGAGGCAGCUGGGGAAAGAUGCUCACCUCGUCAGGGCCGAAGCAACGGGGGGUUGGGAAGGGUCCCAGGAUGAGACCCCCCAAAACCGUGGCCUUCAGUCUCUAGAAGCAGGCUUUGGCGGAAAUUCCAGCAGGCAGUUCUGGCAGGGUCCCUUCGAGCUCUCGCAAACACGGUGCUCGCUUCUGUGAUCUCGGGUUACGGACUCUGGUCCCUUCCCCACCGAGGUGCACGUGAGCAAAGAGCAAGCCACUGCUGGGAUUUCUUGACAUGUGCCACAGUCCUUUGAAAGUUGCUUCUGCAGCCAGCGGCGCCCCCCUGCAGAGCUGGCGGCUGCAUGCUGCACUGUGGGUGUCGCAGGGAUCCCGCUGUGCAGGUUGUAAUCCCACCCCACGUCUGUGUGGUCUCGUUUGUGUUCAGAAUGUCAUAAUAAAUACAUACGCGUUCCCCACA
Equus caballus (horse) is the source of this 4360-nucleotide messenger RNA. The record is from RefSeq and is a predicted model, not a curated record. NCBI's taxonomy places the organism in Eukaryota, Metazoa, Chordata, Mammalia, Perissodactyla, Equidae.